This is a messenger RNA of Blastocystis hominis, 1041 nucleotides long. RefSeq lists its product as hypothetical. Gene Ontology annotation, molecular function: ATP binding; protein kinase activity. Lineage: Eukaryota; Bigyra; Opalinata; Blastocystidae. The record is from RefSeq and is a predicted model, not a curated record. The transcript has 8 exons. Gene Ontology annotation, biological process: protein phosphorylation. Bases 1 to 1041 code for a protein of 346 amino acids.
AUGUCCACAUCAGACGUUACCGGAUCGUUUUCCCACAAUCACGAAGAAAGAUACGAAGUCCACGAUGGAGAUGUUAUCAUUGACCGAUAUAUUGUAUUGAGGACUAUUGGGGCAGGAAAGUGUAGUACAGUAACCGUUGCUUGGGAUCCAAUAGAGAAAAAACAUGUUGCGUUAAAAAUAAACAGGCGAGAGAAGCGUUACGAAUUGGCUGCGAUGAGAGAGAUAAAAACCAUAGUAACUCUCCACAAACGUUCAGGAGGGAAAUGUAACUCUAUUACCGAAAUCCUGGCUUGGUUCAACUUGGAUGGCUAUGUUUUUGAGAUCAUGCCAUUCAUGAACAAGAAUCUCUUCGAAAUUCUGAUCCAAAGAGACUUCAAGCCUUUCGAUACCACCACGCUCCGCCUUCUUCUCCGACAGAUGGUUUCGUCUCUCGGUAAAAUGCACAACUGUGGUAUCAUCCACACGGACAUCAAGCCAGAAAACGUCAUGUUCUACCCUUUAGACGACGGUCGUCCCGUCGACAGCGCCACGGUCCCCGAUUUUCAGCCGGAUUUCAACCAUCUUUGCCUCAUCGACUUCGGCAGCGUCUCCACCGCCAACACGCCCAAGCGAGGACUCAUCACCACGCGCACCUACCGCGCGCCCGAGGUCAUUCUCGAUCUGGAGUGGAGCCUGCCUUGCGAUAUGUGGUCUCUUGGCUGCAUGGCGUACGAACUGGGUUGUGGCCGCCCGCUUUUCCAGACACACCGCCAUUUCUUCGGCAAUCGCGAGCAUUUAGCGCUCAUCACCAAGCUCCUCGGACGAAUCCCGGCUUCGAUGCUCGCCAAGCUGGACGCGACGACGGCUUCGAUGUUCAAUGAGGAGGGCGAUCUGCUCUGGCCGCCUCCAAUCACGCGGGAAAUCCCGGAAGAGAAGCAGCCGGGUGGGUGGGCGUCGAACGACAUUUCGUGGAGCGCGCGCGUCCGCGCGGUGCACGCUGUGCGAGUGGCGAAGACGUCGAUUGAAGAGGGAGUGGGCGAGAAGAGAAGAAGUGAGGCGUAG